GGCUGGAAUUUGAUUUCUACAGGAUAUUGUUGGCCAUUGACAGAGAGCACUAUAAACACUCUACUCUCAGUGGUGCUGCCAGACCUGCUGGGCUUUUCCAGCAACUUCUGUUUUUGUUCCUGACUUACAAUAUCUGCAGUUCUUUCAGUUUUUAAAGAUUGAUCCUUUUUGAUGGACUGAUCAGAAUGUGGAACUUGAUACAUCAACAAGUGACCAAGGAAAGCUCAUACAAUAGAGGUGUACACAGCGUGUAAAGUUCAGAAAGAAACAAUGGAUGUGGGUCUGUCAGGACAGGUGAAACUACCAGAUGAAAAGCUUGCUGAAUCUGAAGACAAAGGAUUCAAGAAGAAGAACAGCUGCUGUUUCAGAAUAAUAGGGUGUAGGUUUAAGGGAGGGAAAUCAAAUAUGCAGCAACAUGAGACCGGAUCUGUUGGACAGCACCUUAAUCUUUUAAUGGAUGAAGUCAUGAAGCUGAAUCAGAAAGCAAUUUCUGCCACCCUUCAACCAGAUAUGCCAAGAAAUGUAAUGCACUUGGAGGUAGAAGCUUGCAAAAUUCAGUCAAGCAUCAUAGACUUUAAGAAAGUGCACCAAAUAAAUGAAGUCGGAAAAGAACUGCAAGAAUUCUGCAAGCUGAAGGAAGAAACAAAACAGUAUGUCACAGCUGUUGAGACAAAGUUAACUGCAUUUCAUGAUGCACUCACUGCAGUAUCAAGCAAGAUUAACAAGUGCUCAAGAAUUGCUACUACUUUGAAUGGGAAAAUACUGCUCAAUAACCAACAGUUUGUUGAUGUAGAAGACAAGCUGACAAAUGUUGAGUCUAGAUUGUAUCAAACAGAGCAGGCUAUACAAAAGACUGCAGCACGAAUGAUGGCACUGGAAACAAUGACACAGACUGGCGUAUUCAUCUGGAAAAUUGCACAAAUUAAGCAAAGAUUGCAAGAAGCUAUUGAUGGAACAACACCUUACUUGGAUUCUAGUGAAUUUUACCUUUGCAAAUACGGGUAUAAGAUGUGUCUUCGAAUAUAUCUCAAUGGCCAUGAAGAAGCUCAAGGAUCAUAUAUUUCACUUUAUUACAUUUUGCUCAAGGGACAGUAUGAUGCUUUGAUUCAGUGGCCUUUCAAAGAAAAAGUGAAGCUUGUUUUACUAAACCAGAGAGAUCGACAGCAGUCCAUUCUGAGGAUUUAUGUUCCAAAUGAGCAUGACCCAGCUUUAGAGAGACCUGGAGAAACUAUGAAUGCACCACGUGGCUUUGCCAUGUUUGUGACCUCGUUUGAAUUCAACCAGCGCUUCUCCGAGUUUGUGGCGAGUGAUGAAAUGUUUGUGGCUGCAGAAGUCAUCGAAGUAAAUUGAUUAUUAAGCUCUACAUUGGAAGAAGGCCAUGAUUUUGAUGUUGGGUGACACAAUUAGUAUUUAUCACAACACAGUAAAAAGUGAUGUAUAAAGUAUGUAACAUUGCCAUUUUUAAAGAAGUGUCCUGACCUGUAACAUCAGCUUUCCUGCUGCUCUGAUGCUGCCUAGCCUGCUGUGUUCCUCCACAGUGUUAUCUCUGAUACCAGCAUCAGCAGUUCUCACUAUCUCUUAUAGUGCCACCUGUUCUUUUGUCACUAUAGGAUAAUAGUAAACUUAAUGAUCAGGAUAUUUUCACAGAAAAACAAGUGCUAGGACAUUAAGAAAACACUUUAGAUUGAACAAUGAUGUAUUUCAGGAAUUAACAUGUGGAAAGUAUUCAUAGUAUUGUACUAUCGGUAUAAUGUGUUCACUUUUAAAAGAGAAGAUUGUGAUUCAAAAGGAGCAUUCCCCAAGCCUCCUUGAUCUGAUUGUUCCCAACCCUCCUGCUAAUGUUACAUUUUAGUGAACAGUUGGCAGAAGCCUGUCCGUCAUGCCCCAUAAUUCCUGCCAAUUGGGUCAAUGUCAGAUAUUCAAGCCUACAGAAAUACAGGAGCAUUCUGCCUAUUUGAGAGAGCAUGAAUAAACCCGUGACACUAUUUCAAUAAAACCAAACAGCUUCUUUGCCCAACAUUGUUCCCUCAAGCCUCAUCACCUGAAAACAGUUCUUCAUGACAUUACUGUUUAUGGGACCAUUUCAAUGUGAGCAAUAUUUGCAACAUAACAUUUCAGUGCUCUCCAAAGCCAUUACAUGUGCAUUGCUUCGGGUAGAAAUGAGAGAUGUGAUCAGGUGCCAUAUAAUGGAAGUCCCUUUUAUGACAUUGUAAUAUUACAUAAAUUGUAUGCUACAACUCUAAUUCAUGCAAACGUGUCACAGAAAUACUUAUGAAAAAAAUGAAACCUUUGUUUUCUACUGAUUUACUUCAGGGGAGAUACAUAAGGUUGAUCAGGCUUAGAUUUGUCAUUCUUAUUGUUUUCUUUGUCACAAAUUGUUCUCAUGUUGAUGUCAACAACAAAUUUUAACUGUCUGAAGAAUAAUUCUUGAAAAGCUAUAAAAUAUGUUUUACAAACCAGGUAACGUUUUAACAAAAGUUGUGAUAUGUUUUU
This is a messenger RNA of Stegostoma tigrinum, 2493 nucleotides long. RefSeq names its product TNF receptor-associated factor 1-like. The transcript is spliced from 8 exons. Bases 271 to 1350 code for a protein of 359 amino acids. Gene Ontology annotation, cellular component: cytoplasmic side of plasma membrane; plasma membrane signaling receptor complex. The record is from RefSeq and is a predicted model, not a curated record. NCBI's taxonomy places the organism in Eukaryota, Metazoa, Chordata, Chondrichthyes, Orectolobiformes, Stegostomatidae. Gene Ontology annotation, biological process: tumor necrosis factor-mediated signaling pathway; positive regulation of JNK cascade; regulation of canonical NF-kappaB signal transduction. Gene Ontology annotation, molecular function: ubiquitin protein ligase binding; tumor necrosis factor receptor binding; zinc ion binding.